Molecule: messenger RNA, 2686 nt
Organism: Apis dorsata (giant honeybee)
Lineage: Eukaryota; Metazoa; Arthropoda; Insecta; Hymenoptera; Apidae
Gene: ChT
Product: high-affinity choline transporter 1
Exons: 11
Coding region: 796-2592 (598 amino acids)
Biological process (GO): acetylcholine biosynthetic process; choline transport; transmembrane transport
Cellular component (GO): plasma membrane
Molecular function (GO): choline:sodium symporter activity
Source: RefSeq, a predicted model, not a curated record
AGAGAUACAGACCCGUUCAGUACGGGGUGGCCUCCACGACCGUUAACGACACGUUGGAGAGCGCGCCGACCACGCCGCCAUCGACGACCACGACGAGCAAGAGGAGGGCGAGGACAACUGUCGCGGGGUUGCUCCGUCGGUCCUCCUCGAUCCAUCGAUCCUUCGAUCGAACAACUUCGAAAUAUUGUUCGCGCCAAUAUUUUUACUCCCCCUUUCUUUUCCCCUCCUCCGACGAGGCGCGCGCGAGUCAGAGUGAUUCAUCUCGACGAAUGUUGCGGGAAACGGUUUGAAAACGUGUGGAAAAGGUGGUGGGAUAGGAAAUUUUCGGACUGGAUUUCUUCUCGUCGUCAAACGCGCAAACAGUAAAGCGGGUGAAAGACCGUACUGAUCGGUGCUGGUGGCAGCAAUAAGCGAGGGGAAAUAUCGAGGAGGAAGGAAAAGCAGCAGAAGGGAAGCAGCAAGUUUGGUGAGUUGGGUGAAAAUCGAUGGCCAUCAGCGCCCAUGGGCGGCCUCGCGUUUAGAACAAGGAAUAGCCCCUCCCAGAAGACCUCGCUACGGUGGGGUGACUGCUGCCCCCCAAAUCCCAACCCUCCGUCGUCGUCGGCCGUCUGGAAGGACCGUCAUCAGGACAUGCCUCCGGUACCUGUGUGAGGCUGUCCCCCACUACUUCGUGAUUGUACCCCGCGGGGUCUUCAGAGGUAUCCGAAUCUCCCAAAAUCGGAUCGGCCGCCAUACCUCCCGGACUUGCGUCUCCGCCAGUUCGAGNUCACGCAAGUGGACCCGUACUCACCGAAGAUGAUCAACUUCGCCGGUAUCGUGUCAAUCGUCCUGUUCUACGUUCUGAUCCUGGCUGUUGGAAUAUGGGCGGCAAGGAAGAAGGAAGCUGGAAACGACUCGGAGGAGGAGGUGAUGCUUGCCGGCCGUUCGAUCGGCCUUUUCGUAGGAAUAUUCACGAUGACGGCGACCUGGGUCGGCGGUGGAUACAUCAACGGCACCGCCGAAGCUAUCUACACGAGGGGCCUGGUAUGGUGUCAAGCUCCUUUCGGAUACGCGCUCAGCCUCGUUUUCGGUGGAAUAUUCUUCGCGAACAAAAUGCGAGAACAGGGGUACAUCACGAUGUUAGAUCCUCUUCAAGACGCGUUCGGCGAACGUAUGGGAGGUCUUCUUUUUCUUCCUGCGCUCUGCGGUGAGGUGUUCUGGGCCGCUGGCAUCCUUGCGGCUCUGGGCGCGACGCUGGCAGUCAUCAUCGACAUGAAUCAGAGUGCCUCGGUUAUUUUGAGCGCCUGUAUCGCAGUUUUCUACACGCUAUUCGGUGGUCUUUACUCUGUCGCUUAUACCGAUGUUAUUCAACUUUUUUGCAUCUUCAUAGGAUUGUGGAUGUGCAUUCCAUUCGCAUGGACCAAUCCAAAGGUACAAUCUCUUAAGUCCAUGGAGGUGGAUUGGAUCGGUGAAGUGAAGCCUGGGGAAUAUUGGUCUUACGUGGAUUAUGGUCUUUUGUUGAUAUUCGGUGGUAUCCCUUGGCAAGUAUAUUUUCAACGUGUCCUGUCCUCAAAAACUGCUGGAAGAGCGCAAGUGUUGAGCUACGUAGCUGCGAUAGGCUGCAUUAUCAUGGCCAUACCACCUGUCCUGAUUGGCGCAAUCGCCAAAGCAACGCCUUGGAACGAGACAGGCUACACAGGCCCGUAUCCCUUCACCGAGGCAGAGACAAGCAUGAUUCUGCCAAUGGUCUUGCAGUAUUUGACGCCAGAUUUCGUUUCCUUUUUCGGGUUAGGGGCAGUGUCAGCGGCGGUGAUGUCCUCGGCGGACAGUAGCAUCCUUUCGGCUAGUUCCAUGUUCGCCAGAAACGUUUAUAAAUUGAUCUUCCGCCAGAGGGCGUCGGAAAUGGAGAUCAUCUGGGUGAUGAGAGUGGGGAUAGGCGUGGUCGGGGUGCUAAGCACGGUGAUGGCGUUGACGAUACCCUCGAUCUACGGCCUCUGGUCCAUGUGCUCGGACCUCGUCUACGUGAUCCUCUUCCCCCAGCUGUUGAUGGUGGUCCACUUCAAAGAAUACUGCAACACUUACGGCAGUCUGGCCGCUUACAUAAUAGCGUUCAUCGUUAGGAUCAGCGGUGGCGAGCCCCUGAUGGGCCUNNCCGCCCUUAUCCAUUAUCCGGGCUACGAUGAGGAGACGAACACGCAAGCGUUCCCCUUCAGAACGAUGGCCAUGCUAAUGUCCUUGGUGACGCUGAUAGGCGUCUCGUACGGUACACAGGUGGCCUUCCUUACCGGCAGACUCGCGCCCGGAUACGAUUUCUUCAGGUGCGUGGUCAACAUACCGGAGGACGUCGAGAGGGUCGGCCCGGACCCGGCCGAGGGCGAGCAAAUGGCCGUGCUUGCAGCCGGNAUAGGCAGGCUGUACGGAAGCAAGGACGAAUCGAACGGCCGAGUGAAUCCUGCGCUCGAGCCGGACUACGACAUGGAGCCGGGAUGCAAUAAGGCGGCCGGGGAACCGGAAGCUGUUGUCGGCGGGGGGGGCGGAGGCGGGGCUGGGGCGCACCUCGUGCCCCACGGGCCGAACGUGCCACGACAGCCGCAAUCCAGCACCGCGUUCUAAAAUCCCUGGUUCCGUGUUCGGAUGCUGUGACCAACAAUAAGUGCGGCGGUGCAGGUCUGUUUUCUUUUUUUUUCUUUUUUUCAUCGAACGAGUA